Molecule: messenger RNA, 405 nt
Organism: Tripterygium wilfordii
Lineage: Eukaryota; Viridiplantae; Streptophyta; Magnoliopsida; Celastrales; Celastraceae
Product: magnesium transporter MRS2-4-like
Exons: 2
Coding region: 1-405 (134 amino acids)
Biological process (GO): magnesium ion transport
Molecular function (GO): magnesium ion transmembrane transporter activity
Source: RefSeq, a predicted model, not a curated record
AUGUGGGAUCAUGACAAUCCUCUCCUCCAGGAGGUUCUUCCAAUUAUGGAUCAGCUAAGACAACUACUUUCAGACAAAGGUCUAGAGUCGGUGCUCCCAUUUGAGUUUCAGGCUCUGGAUGCCAGUGUUGAAGAACUCGAGAGAGAUGCUUACCCUAUUUUGGAUGAUCUGGCCAGGAAUGUUAGCACCAAGAAUCUUGAACUUGUGCGGAGUUUGAAAAGCAAAGUUACCCGUCUGCUUGCUCGUGUUCAAAAGGUAAGAGAUGAAAUUGAGCAUCUUCUUGAUGACAAUGAAGAUAUGGCCCAUCUAUAUUUGACAAGAAAGUGGAUCCUAAAUGAGCAAUAUGAGGUUGUGUUGGGAGCAUCAGUUUCAGGUAGCAUUGUCACUGUGUUGGAAUAUUUAUAA